CGAACACCACACCAUCCAUGUACCCUACAAGGUGCACACCAUUCACCAUCACCACAUCAAGAAGGUGCCCGUCGUCAAGGAGGUCAUCAAGGAGGUGGAAGUGAUCAAGCAUGUACCAAUCUAUAAGGAAGUGCAUGUGCCAGUGAUUAAGGAGGUGCACGUGCCAGUGCAUGUACAUCACGAGCAGGAACAUCAUCACAUUGAGGAAGAUCAUCAUGACUACCACAAGGGCGGCUGGUAUUAA
Molecule: messenger RNA, 244 nt
Organism: Rhagoletis zephyria (snowberry fruit fly)
Lineage: Eukaryota; Metazoa; Arthropoda; Insecta; Diptera; Tephritidae
Source: RefSeq, a predicted model, not a curated record